AUGCAGAGGUCUCCUGCACGGCUAUUUGAGAUUACUGGGAAAAUCUCCGUCGACGACGUUGUCGCAAGAAGUGGACCAGGAUGGAAAGGCGGGAUCAACGCUGCUGUCCCAAAGCUCAGAGCGAAGUACCCUCGCGCGGCAACUGCCUUAUUCAAUGGCUCUCAAGCUCACAAAUCGGUUAAGGACCCUUCCGACCCCAAGCAAUGCGUUACUCUUUCCAUGUUCAGUGAAAAAGGAACGAGGAUUGGAUCUGCGCAUAUACACGAGGAUGGGACUUUUAAAGACUUCCCGUCUCGUGCUGGAAGAACCGGCAUCCAGGACACGGCGAAGGCUGACUCUAAGUCCUCUCCCUCUGAGUCUGUUUCUAAGACUUAG
Molecule: messenger RNA, 375 nt
Organism: Aspergillus viridinutans
Lineage: Eukaryota; Fungi; Ascomycota; Eurotiomycetes; Eurotiales; Aspergillaceae
Exons: 3
Coding region: 1-375 (124 amino acids)
Source: RefSeq, a predicted model, not a curated record